CGCAGCUUCCGGAUGCGGCCCAACUUCCGGUAUAAAGAGCGCCGUUUGGAGAGCGUCUUUCUGGCGCAAUUUUUUUCAUCGUCCCUAUCGUCCGCGCAUCCGCGACAUCCUCGUUGCAGCCAUGACGGUGGGGAAGAGCAGCAAGAUGCUGCAGCACAUUGACUUCAGGAUGCGCUGCAUUCUUCAGGAUGGCCGCAUCUUUAUAGGAACCUUCAAAGCUUUUGACAAGCAUAUGAACCUCAUCCUGUGUGACUGUGACGAGUUCAGAAAGAUCAAGCCCAAGAAUUCCAAACAGCCAGAACGUGAAGAGAAGCGGGUACUGGGCCUGGUCUUACUCCGUGGAGAGAACUUGGUGUCCAUGACAGUUGAAGGCCCACCGCCUAAAGAUACUGGUAUUGCAAGGGUACCGUUGGCUGGCGCUGCUGGGGGUCCAGGAGUCGGCCGCGCAGCUGGCAGAGGUGUUCCUGCUGGUGCUCCGAUGCCGCAAGCACCUGCUGGUUUAGCCGGACCAGUGAGGGGCGUUGGAGGCCCAUCUCAACAGGUGAUGACACCUCAAAGUCGUGGUAAUGUUGCUGCUGCAGCUGCUGCCACAGCAAGUAUAGCUGGUGCCCCAACACAGUAUGCUCCAGGAGGCCGUGGAGGCCCGCUACCACCAAUGGGCAGAGGAGCACCACCCCCAGGUAUGAUGGGACCCCCUCCAGGCAUGAGGCCACCUAUGGGUCCACCCAUGGGCAUGCCCCCAGGCAGGGGAGGCCCCAUGGGAAUGCCACCUCCAGGCAUGAGACCACCACCUCCAGGAAUGAGAGGUCCACCACCUCCAGGCAUGAGGCCAACCAGGCCCUGAUCGUUGCUGCUUCCUUACUUACAUGAUGGGACUGUUCUGGUUAAAUGUUUUGUAACUUUUUUUUAUUUUCUAUGUAAAUUGAGUUUUUAAUAAACAAGUAAAUAGUA
Messenger RNA from Bufo gargarizans (Asiatic toad), 951 nucleotides. It is a transcript of the gene SNRPB, whose product is annotated as small nuclear ribonucleoprotein polypeptides B and B1. Gene Ontology annotation, molecular function: RNA binding. The coding region runs from base 122 to 844 and encodes 240 amino acids. The transcript is spliced from 7 exons. Gene Ontology annotation, biological process: mRNA splicing, via spliceosome. The record is from RefSeq and is a predicted model, not a curated record. Gene Ontology annotation, cellular component: U1 snRNP; cytoplasm; U2 snRNP. NCBI's taxonomy places the organism in Eukaryota, Metazoa, Chordata, Amphibia, Anura, Bufonidae.